AUGCCAAGCUGUAUAAUAUGUGGAAGAACAAAAAAUCAGACUUCUAAAGCUGCCAAUAUAUCGUUUCACAUGUUUCCUAAAGAUGAAAGUGAUAAAAUUAAAUGGAACAAUUUUUUAAUUAAAAACUUUUUAAAUCCUGAAAAUGUGACAAUUAGUAGUUUGGUUUGUUCACUUCAUUUUGAUAAAUCUUGUUUUAUAUUGAAUAAAAGUAGGAAACUAUUAAAGAGGCAGCCACUCCAUCCAUAA
Macrosiphum euphorbiae (potato aphid) is the source of this 246-nucleotide messenger RNA. Lineage: Eukaryota; Metazoa; Arthropoda; Insecta; Hemiptera; Aphididae. The record is from the annotation of a GenBank genome assembly.